CGCGUGGGGCUCAGCGGGCAGGUCGUUCGUCAGUCUGAGAGAAGAGGAGCAGCAGGGGGAGACGGAGCAGCCUCCUCUCCUCUCUUCUCCUCUCUGUAACCACAGCCUCUUUGCUCUCUGUCUCUCUCUCUCUCUCUCUCUGUCUCGCUUUCUCUCCAACUCCUCUGGAACAACUGUCAGACAGCAGGAUUCUCCCCUCAUCGCUCUCGGCUUCUUUUUCAGUUGCACCUCUUUUUAAAAUUUUUACUUCAUCUCACCCCACUGCGCUCUCCAGCACCUCCAGAAAUGUGAGCAGACAACGAGGACCCCCUGCCGUCCGCGAGUUGUCUCCUCUGUGCUUCAGAGGACGGAACAUCUUCAUCAUCUUCUAACCCCCCCUCCCCCCCCUUUUUUUUUCUUUUUUCCUUUCUUAUUUGGACGAGCUUUUCCGUGAUGUAGGGGAAGGAGCGCGGUCAUUUCAGCGCCAGGAUGCCAACUACGAGUCUUUUUCUGUUUUGCGCAUCUCACAGCUCCGUCACCACCGGCGUGGUGAGGAGGAAACAAACAAGUGACAGAUAAGCGCGGAGGUAAAGUUUGAGGACACCUCUUCAGGUUUCCCGCUCACCUAUCCUCCUGCACGCGCGCGCCCCUCACCUUUCUUAACCGCUCGCGAGGAAGAUCAGCGUCAGUAGAACAAUUGACAAGCAACUUGAAAGAGAGCUGACUAUUGCUGUGGCAUCCGCACGGGGAUCUGGCAGCGCGGUCGGAGGAAUUUGAUGUGCGCAACGUCGAAGGAUACGGCGUAAAUGAUGUUUGCGUUGAUGACAGCUGGAGUACGGUCCGUCACUUGAGUGUUUGUGUUCAUUUAACCAGCUAUUGUCGACUUUUGGUGGAAACCCGUGUAAAUGGGAGGGCACCAGGCGGACUGAGACGGAUUUUGCAGUCGAGAAAAAUGUGGAUAAAACGGAGUGUGGUGCGCAGUCCAUCUGCUCUGAGGCCAGGCAGCUGUGUGGGACACCGAGUGUGGAUCCUGCUGGCCAUGACCCAUCUCACUCUGGACUUCUCAGUGUGCAGUCCACUCAGUCAAGGUCUGGGGAUCAAACUCACGCCCAAGCCGGUGCCUCGCUCGCGGCCUCGCUUGCAGCCCCUGUGGGACACGCCCAAUAAGCUACACUGGAGAACAGUGAGCCCAUUGGCCCACCGACUUUUCAGCCCUGCCUCUCUACCCAAAGACUACAGGGCAGGGAUUGGGUCAAAAGUCAAGGGACAGCAGCAUCGGAGUCCAGCACAUAAAGGAAAAGCAACGUGUAAAGAAUGCCAGUUGAGAUACUCUCAAAUGCAGACAGGUGGUCCUUUGGCUCUUAUAGCAGAAGUUCCAGAAGCUUUAUCCAGCAGGAGCAGAGGAGUAGACAGAGUAAGGUUGUUACUUAGAGCCAGAAGGCAGCUCAAAUCUGACAGCCACGACAAGUCUCAGGAGGGCCGGACUACCACUGUGGCUGGAUUUAUUGACUGGGGACCCACAGGUCCAGAUAACAUAGAUGGGGACAACAAAGAGGAGCCAAAUGUAACGCUGUUCCCGCGGGUCUCAUCUACCACAGUGGCCACAACGACUAGCACGACAACCAGGUCCUCCAAAAGGAUGUUCUCUGUAGUUACCACACCAGAGCCCAAGAGGGCGAGCACCACCAAGGCCCCGAUCAGCUCGGAGACUGUAAAACCACCAAAGCCAUAUGGGGAUACACCAGGUUUGGCAGUUCACCAGAUUAUCACAAUCACUGUGUCUCUUAUUAUGGUCAUCGCAGCCUUGAUCACAACACUCGUCCUUAAGAACUGCUGUGCACAGUCUGGAAAUGGUCGCCACAAUAGCCAUCAGCGCAAGAUCCACCAGCAGGAAGAGAGCUGCCAAAAUCUGACAGACUUCACCCCGGCCCGGGUGCCCAGCAAGGUGGACAUAUUCACUGCCUACAAUGACAGCCUGCAGUGCUCCCAUGAGUGCGUCCGGACUGCUGUGCCCAUCUACACUGAUGAGAUGAUUCAGCAGACGCCCGUCUACAAGACAGCUUACAAUGGAAACAGACCCUCCCCCACUGAGCGACAGCUGAUUCCUGUGGCCUUUGUGUCCGAGAAAUGGUUUGAGAUCUCCUGUUGACGUGCUGAAGGCCUUGUUCACUUGGUGUGGGUGGAGAGAGACUCUCUGAAAUCAUGCUCUGGCCAAAUAUGGAUACCAGCACUCCCCCUUCAACCAGUACAAAGAUCCAACUGGAAACAAGAGACACACAAGAAACAGCUUCUUUUGUUAAGUAGUGUAAUCUCUCGUUGGACACAGGUGAAGAUAUUUAUUUUUCUAAAGCUGACGAGCAGAGCAGCCACACCGCUGCCAAUCCAUAUUUCCAGGAACAUACAGUCAUUUAGAUAUAGGUUACAUGUAGGAAUAUUUACAGGAUGUGUGGGGCAAAACUGUGGUUAUCACAGAUGUCUUGAGGAAAACAAAACAAACACUGGACAUUUGGAAAAGGAACCUAGGGAACUGCUGUGGGUGGAAGAUGAACUGUAUUCAUGAACAAUGUGCCAAUAAUGCCACUAUGUGCCACAACCUGGAUAGAAAGACAUUUCAACAACAAUUGAUGGACUUAACAAAGAGCGUAUAUUAACCCUGUAUUGAUUCCAGUUGCAUUUUUUUUGUUUGUUUUUUUAAAGAAAGUUUAAAGUUAACAAAAAAAUGCUACAAAAUGUAUUUGAACAUGUUUUCAAAUAGUUUAAGAAAUGUGUUGCAAAAGAGUCUUAAAGGUAUUUAUAAAGAUAUUGUUGGAAAGAAGAGGGUAAAUGAGAGGGAGGAGGGAAAAAAAAGAGAAAA
This is a messenger RNA of Solea solea (common sole), 2833 nucleotides long. RefSeq names its product adherens junctions associated protein 1 (gene ajap1). Gene Ontology annotation, molecular function: beta-catenin binding. The record is from RefSeq and is a predicted model, not a curated record. Gene Ontology annotation, cellular component: plasma membrane; cytoplasmic side of plasma membrane; cell-cell contact zone. The transcript has 7 exons. Bases 932 to 2128 code for a protein of 398 amino acids. NCBI's taxonomy places the organism in Eukaryota, Metazoa, Chordata, Actinopteri, Pleuronectiformes, Soleidae.